Molecule: messenger RNA, 597 nt
Organism: Etheostoma spectabile (orangethroat darter)
Lineage: Eukaryota; Metazoa; Chordata; Actinopteri; Perciformes; Percidae
Product: putative nuclease HARBI1
Exons: 2
Coding region: 1-597 (198 amino acids)
Source: RefSeq, a predicted model, not a curated record
AUGGCUGCCACAUCAGAAAAAAAAUGUCCUGGCGGCCCUGAUGGUCACAACUAUAACAACAGGAAGCUCUUUCCUUCUGUCGUGCUUCAGGCAGUCUGCGACCAUCAGGGCCGCUUUAUGGACAUCUUUGUGGGUUACCCAGGAAGUGUGCAUGAUGCAAGCAUCCUGAAGAACAGCCCCAUCUACACAAGGGGGACUUACCCUCCACCUGGGUAUUUUCUCCUAGCUGAUGGUGGCUACCCAUGUCUACAGGAACCCCUGGCCCUUAUCACACCAUAUAAGAGGCCAGUGAGAGGCAUGGCAGAGCAACGGUUUAAUUAUCAUCAUUGUAGAGGUCGCACAAUCAUUGAGCGUGCCUUCGGAAUGAUGAAAACCCGCUUCAUGUGCAUCUUUUUAGAAGCACUUGAAGUACAUCCACAGUUUGUCCCUAAGGUAGUGACAGCAUGUGUUGUGUUACACAACAUUUGUGUUGGUGUAGGGGAUGAGCUGGAAGAGGCUAUGGAGGAGGAAAACCAGCCACCUGUGGAGCGGGAUGGUGGGGAGAGCCGAGGCAGCCUGGCGGGCCUUGCUCACAGACCAGGUGUCCACGUUGCAUGA